AUGUCGUAUCCACCCGUCCCCCUUCCAAAUGGCCAAAACUUUACAGCCACUCUGCACAACACCACGUACCCCGCAAUCGACUCCGCGACGAAGUCCGACCAUAGCAAACACAUAGUUUUCAUAACAGGCGCUUCGAAAGGUGUUGGCAGAGCUACAGCUAUAUCAUUUGCAAAAGCUGGGGCUGAAGGGAUUGCCAUCGGUGCAAGAUCGGAUCUCUCCUCACUCGAGACAGAAAUUCAAGAGGCAGCAAAAGCGGCAGGAAAGGCCUCGCCAAAAGUCUUAUUGAUUAAGCUUGACUUACUCAAUCACCAGAGUGUUAAAGACGCAGUCCAGGAGGUUGAGAAGACUUUCGGAAGAUUGGAUAUCUUGAUCAACAAUGCGGGAUAUCUAGCAGCCAGUCAAUCAAUAAUUGACUCAGACCAUGAUGACUGGUGGCAGACAUUUGAAGUCAACAUACGUGGGGUAUAUUGGAUGACUCGUGGGUUCCUUCCCCUGAUGCUAAAGGAUGGACUCAAGACAAUUAUCAAUGUAGCCAGUACUGGAGCAAAUUCAUUGCGACCUGGAGCUAGCGGAUAUCAAACCUCGAAGUUCGCAUUGUUGAGAUUGACAGAAUUCAUAAUGACAGAGUAUGCAGAACAAGGAUUACUGGCAUAUUGUGUACAUCCUGGUGCCGUCAAUACAGACAUGGCUAAGAAGUUACCGGCAUAUCUUCACAAAGUCUUGAGAGAUGAUCCAGAAGUUGCGGGUGAUUCGAUGUGCUUUUUAUCUCAAGAGAGAAGAGAAUGGUUGGCUGGCAGGUACAUAAAUUGCACCUGGGAUAUUCCAGAGUUUCUGAGCAAAGAACAAGAUAUCGUGGAACACGACAAGUUGAAGGAGAGAAUGUUAUUCUAG
This is a messenger RNA of Botrytis deweyae, 891 nucleotides long. RefSeq lists its product as uncharacterized. NCBI's taxonomy places the organism in Eukaryota, Fungi, Ascomycota, Leotiomycetes, Helotiales, Sclerotiniaceae. The coding region runs from base 1 to 891 and encodes 296 amino acids. Gene Ontology annotation, molecular function: oxidoreductase activity, acting on the CH-OH group of donors, NAD or NADP as acceptor. The transcript is spliced from 3 exons. The record is from RefSeq and is a predicted model, not a curated record.